GGCAAAGGGAGUGACUGACCUCUCCGAGCUAAGGUGCCCCUGUGCCAUCGUCCUGCUCACCUCGUCGGCCUUGCCAGACUUCGCGCCUCGAGUUCGAGCAAGGCGACUUUCAGCAACUCGACAGGCUGAGCAGCGCAAGACUCGAAGCGGCACCCUACCGAGCAGACGCAAGGCAUCUCAUGACGUACUCUGCAUAGCUGGCCUGUCUCGAGUGCGGAGUAGCAGAGGGAGCUCCUGUCGAGAGCAACAGCCUGCUGCAAGCUUGCGAAAGAGCCUCAAGCCGUCAUGAGCGAGGAAGCUGGCAGGACAGAAGCAGAUGCGACGACCGGCUUGCGCAAGAGAGUCAAGAUCGAUACUACAGCCAGCCCUGAGCUCAGCAAGGCACGGCAAGAGCGACAAGAACGACUCGAUGCUACAAAGCAAAAGCCGACAUUGGCACGCACGCCAGAUGGGACAGUCUUUGCUGUGCCACAAACGCACGACGUUCUGUCUGGCUUGUUCGAUCCAAGGAUACCGAAAUCGCACGUUGAUCUCGUCAUACUCGCCUGCUUCGGCGCUCAGCUCGCUCUGUUCUCCUGUCUGCCAUUGCGCGUCAGCCGCAUCUUGUUCCUCUUCGUCUUCUUCUUCUGGCGGCUCUCCUACAAUGUCGGACUCGGAUAUCUCCUAAAAAGACAGAGCGAGACGCGCUGGAUGAUCAAGCAAGUCAAACUCCACGGCUGGUUCGACGAGUCCCGGAGACCCAAGACGAGAUCAUGGAUCAAGUCUCAGCUUGUCGUCAAGAUGGGCAAAGACUACGAUUUCGACGCUCUCCCGCUCGAAUACAACGUCUGGCUCUUCUUCAGGCACGCUGUCGAUAUCAUCCUGCUCAACGACUUUCUCUCCUAUGUUCUCUUUGCCUGGUCUUGGCUGCAUUUCCCGCCGGGCCACUCUGUCGCUCUACACGCGCUCCGAUGGGUCGCAGGCUGGACUCUUAUCAUCUUUAACAUCUGGGUCAAAGUCGACGCACAUCGCAUAGUCACCGAUCAUGCUUGGUACUGGGCAGACAACUUCUUCCGGAUCCACCAAAAUCUCGUCUUUGACGGCGUCUUCGAUCUCUGGAUGCAUCCCAUGUAUAGCGUUGGCUACGCAGGAUACUAUGGCCUAUCACUCGUUGUCGGCAGCCAGGUCGUGCUCUUGGCUUCGCUGGCUGCUCAUGCAUGUCAAUUCGGCUUUCUCGUCUGGUUCGAAACGCCUCACAUCGAGAGAACAUAUGGCGAGCGCAAGGCGAUCGCUGCCCGUAGGCCGCUCCCAGUCCCCCGAAGUUCCUCUCAGCCAGUCUCGCCUGCUGCACCCACUUUCGCAGAAGGCUCGAACGCCGCUCAGCAUGCUCAUGAUUCUGACAGCUCAUCGAGUACCUUUGUCGAUUCUGACGCAGAAAGCGACACGAGCGGGUUGCACGAGCUUGAAAGAAGCAGUAGCAAGGAACGCCGCUUCAGCUCAAACAGCCUUGCAAGCUCAUUUGUCGGCAUGUCAGCCCACCCUGAGCCGCUUGCUACGACUCAGCAUGACCUCGACGCCAUCUAUUUCAGAAAAGACCUCGUCAUCCUGAAGAACUUUGAUCCAUUCAGAGCACGCGAUCUUGGCGUUGCGCUCGUACUGCUCUACGGUACAGCAGGCAUUCUCAUGCCUCAGAUGUCAAAUGACAAACGUCUCGCGUUGGCAUUCCUCAAUGCGCUCGCCUGGCGACUCAUCCAUUCGUACGGUCUCGGUAUGGCUCUGCAUGCGCAGUCUCAGCACAAGUGGCUCGUUCGACAUUUCCUGAAAAAUUAUCACUACGAGACCCGCGCAGCAUCGUCGGCAACCGAAGAAGCGUUCCGUAAUUGGAAGGCAAUCUACAAUCUCAGUCUAUGCAUGACUUAUGCGUCCUUUGCCGCACUCACCUGGCGAUGCUACAGCGUGCCGCACAACUGGACGCUCGGCUCAGAGACGCUGAGACACACAAUGGGGCUCCUACUCAUCGGUCUGCAUGCUUGGACGGCGCAGUCGACCUAUGAAGUUCUUGGCAACUUCGGCUGGUUCUAUGGUGACUUCUUCAUCCCAGACUAUCCCACCGAGCUCUACUACCAUGGCAUCUAUCGCCAUCUGAACAAUCCCGAGCGCAUUAUGGGCGGUGCAGCCUUUUUCGGCUUGUCGCUCAUAUCCGGCAGCAAGCUCGUGACUUCGCUGGCCGUGUUAUCGGUACUCUCGCAUCUAUGGUUCCUGCGGCAUGUCGAAAAUCCUCAUAUGACGAAGCUCUACGGCGAUGCACUCAGGAAAGACGCCGGCUUCACACGUACGCUGCGCAACCUUGCCAUCCGACAUGCACACCGUGCGCCGCCAGAGAUCACCAAAGCUGCGCGGGAAGUGCAAGGCACGUUUGAAAAGGUCUUUGAGGAGACCGCGGAAGCCGUCGAAGAUUUCCUUGGCAAAUCAAAACCGAAGCUGACGGAAUACAUGAUUGACACCAAAGUGCUCGUCCAGCAGUCGCGGGAAAGACUGGUCAUCACUCGCUUGGCGAAUUCGCAGGAGAUGUCAGCAUACGACGAGACUCAGUAUUCGCUCUCACUGCCCUCAUCUGUCAAUGAUGCGCUUCAGCUGCCGGACAUGCCACAAUAUCGGACGAAAACACCCCCGCGAUACAUGCUCGGCGAAGCAAUCAGAGUGCAAUGGAAGGCGCCUGCAAAUCACUCCAAACGUGACUGGAUCGGAAUCUACCGUCUUGGCGCAAAUACAUCGAUGCGCGUGACUGCAGUCAGCAGUCAAGGCAAAUGGUGUCCGACUGAUAUCGACGAAUACGAAGAUGACGAGGGUACACGCGAUGGCCGAGCUGCAACGGAAGAUGGCAGUCUCUCGUCAGCUUCGACCGAAUCUGCGUCCGAGGGCUUCGUACGACUAGCAGGCUCGAAGUUGCCAUGGACCGUGGGCGCGUACGAGCUAAGGUACCAUCACGAUGGCAAACACAACGUCAUGUCAUCCCUCGGUCCACUCGAGAUCUACGUGCCCAAGCCAGUUGAUCAAAGUUCAUUCGAAUCUGUGCACGCGACUUUGUCCAAGAUCAUUGUCCACUGUCUUGACAGAGACCCAGCGCUGAUACCACAAUCUUGUCGCCGACUCAUCCAUACUACGACUGACGAUGAGAAGCCUUCAGCUGCAGAGGAUCUGCUUCCCGAUCGGACUGACGCGGACGACUUUGUCCUGUACUCUGACGAACAAGCAAAACGCAUAGCAUAUGCCAUCGAGGUCUCAUGUGGCAUCGAAAUCGCAGCGCCGGUCGUCGUCGCAGCAGCUAACAUCGCAAAGCUAGCCUAUAGAAUCGUCGAAUCAAAGCGCUUACUGGCGUGAAUGCAUCUUUUGUGACAGAUACUAUGUUGUUCUCCGUCUCCCAGCUGGUUAGUCCCGCAGAACCGCAGUCUCCACAACAAUGGUUGCAGCCAAGCGACCGCGCUCAACAGACGACAUCGGUCCCAGUGAUGAUGCCGAGCCCUCAAAGAGCGAUGCAGAAAGGCGUGAGGCUGAAGCGGCAAAGACGCUGGCCGGGCUGGGUGGGCCUCAACGAUUGAUCAAGGCGCCUAAACCUCCGCCGACAUGCGGCUUCUGUGGUG
Messenger RNA from Mixia osmundae IAM 14324, 3620 nucleotides. RefSeq lists its product as uncharacterized. The record is from RefSeq and is a predicted model, not a curated record. Bases 286 to 3360 code for a protein of 1024 amino acids. Gene Ontology annotation, biological process: phosphatidylcholine biosynthetic process. Gene Ontology annotation, molecular function: phosphatidylethanolamine N-methyltransferase activity. The transcript has 9 exons. Lineage: Eukaryota; Fungi; Basidiomycota; Mixiomycetes; Mixiales; Mixiaceae.